UCCCUCAGGAGGAGCUGUGAGGCGCCCCCUCCUCUUCCCGUGGAGGCCGACCCCUCCUCCCUCAUUCACAGGGAGAGCGGGUGGAGAGCCCGGGUGAGGGGGAGCCCGCCUCCCCCUCAGCUUUUGUCCCCUCCCUCGUCUCCUCCUCCUUCCCCCCCUCGCUCCGGAGAGCGGCUGGAGUAGCAGUGUGUGUGUGAGACAGAAGGAGUUGUGUCGGGGGCGCGCAAACAGCAAGUCGGGAGCGCGCGCCUCUGGCAGGCCAGGCGAAAGCAUAGCAAAGCAAAGCAAAACGAAGGGAGGCCGGUGGCGGAGUGAUCCAGGCGUGCGUGUGCUGCGGCCGGGCCGGGUGAAUGGGAUUGAAGAAGAGUUCAGCUUCUCGGCUUGUUUUUGUGUCACAGUUUCUUUUCUCCUGCGCUUCUUCUGCUUCGUUCCUUUCUUUCUGCCCGUCUCCUCCUCGCCACUGCAGGAGGAGCCCCCCGAGGAGAGGGGAAGGAAAAGGACCCCUCAGAGGAGACAGAGAAGAGGAAAAGCAGAGCAGCAGCAGCAGCAGGAGGAGGUGGAGGAGGAGGAGGAAAAGGGAACAACCAGCCAACCAACCAUCUUCCACUCCCAGCUUAGAUUAAAGAAAGUGAGAGGAGGAGCAGGAGGAGAGAGGAGAGAGGAGCCAAGAAGAGGGGGACAGGGAGGCCCAGAGGAGCAGCUGCACCACCUUCUCCCUAUGAAGAGGAGUCUUUUCCCCUCAAAGAGAGGUCCUGCCAGGGGGACCCCAGCCAGUCAGCCAACAGCAGCAGCAUCAUCACCACCACGACCAGCAGGGGGGCCUGCAGAGCUGAAGAAAAUACUUGUUUUCCAAAACUGCAACAGCAUAAAGAACAGAAGAUUUCAUUUACUCUGAACCAAGUGUCUGAAAGUGGUGGGGAUUUAGUAAUCUCAGCAGCUCAAGAAAGUGGAGAAGGUAGAGAAUGGAGUUGCAGACUCUACAGGAGGCUCUGAAAGUGGAAAUUCAGGUUCACCAGAAACUGGUUGCCCAAAUGAAGCAGGAUCCACAGAAUGCUGAUCUGAAGAAGCAGCUUCAUGAACUCCAAGCCAAAAUCACAGCUUUGAGUGAGAAACAGAAAAGAGUGGUUGAACAGCUGCGGAAGAAUUUGAUGGUAAAGCAGGAGCAGCCAGACAGUAAGUUUCAAAUCCAACCAUUGGCACAGUCAGAAAACAAAAUACAAAUGCCACAGCCGCUACAGCAGCAGCAGACAACUGCCUCCUCUCCAAACCUGCUUGGAUCACAGAAGACAGUAACUACAGCUUCUAUGAUCACCACUAAGACACUACCUCUUGUCCUGAAAGCAGCAACAGCAACCAUGCCUGCCUCUGUUGUGGGUCAAAGACCUACAAUUGCCAUGGUGACUGCCAUUAACAGCACCCAGAAAACUGUCCUUAGUACUGAUGCACAGAAUACGCCAGUCAACCUCCAGACAACAAAUAAAAUCACUGGUCCAGGAACAGAGGCAGUUCAGAUAGUGGCAAAAAACACAGUCACAUUGCAGGUUCAAGCUUCACCUCCGCAGCCCAUCAAAGUGCCACAGUUCAUCCCUCCUCCCAGACUCACUCCUCGUCCAAAUUUCCUUCCACAGGUUCGACCUAAACCAGUUGCCCAGAACAACAUUCCUAUAGCCCCAGCCCCACCUCCUCCUAUGCUUGCUGCUCCUCAACUUAUUCAGAGGCCUGUGAUGCUGACAACAAAAUUCACACCCACCUCCUUACCUUCCUCUCAGAAUUCCAUACACCCAGUCCGUGUUGUGAAUGGGCAAACAGCAACCAUAGCCAAAACUUUUCCAAUGGCACAACUCACCAGCAUUGUUAUAGCAGCCCCAGGUACCAGGCUUGCUGGACCUCAGACUAUACAAAUCAACAAACCAAAUGUUGAGAAACAGACUAUCAAGCCCCAAGCAGAAACAGAGGAUAAGCCAACUGAGAUUCAUACAGUUGCCCCUCCUGCACCACCCAAGCCAAAACGAGAAGAAAACCCACAGAAACUUGCCUUCAUGGUAUCUCUUGGACUGGUUACACAUGACCAUCUAGAAGAAAUACAGAGUAAGAGACAAGAAAGAAAACGAAGAACAACAGCAAAUCCAGUGUACAGUGGAGCUGUUUUUGAGCCCGAGCGCAAGAAGAGUGCAGUCACAUACCUGAACAGCACAAUGCAUCCUGGGACACGUAAACGAGGUCGUCCACCUAAAUACAACACGGUGCUGGGGUUUGGGGCUCUGACCCCCACAUCCCCUCUAUCCAGUCAUCCUGACUCCCCUGAAAAUGAAAAGACAGAGACCACAUUUACUUUCCCCGCAACUGUUCUGCCUGUGUCCCUGCCCAGCCCCAGCUCCACAGACGGUGAUAUCCAUGAAGAUUUUUGCAGUGUUUGCAGGAAAAGUGGGCAGUUGCUGAUGUGUGACACAUGCUCACGUGUGUAUCACUUGGACUGUCUGGACCCACCCCUGAAAACUAUUCCCAAGGGCAUGUGGAUCUGUCCCAAAUGUCAAGACCAGAUGCUAAAGAAAGAAGAAGCCAUCCCGUGGCCAGGGACUCUAGCAAUUGUUCAUUCAUAUAUUGCAUACAAAGCAGCAAAAGAAGAGGAAAAACAGAAAUUAUUGAAAUGGAGUUCAGAUUUAAAACAAGAAAGGGAGCAACUAGAACAGAAAGUCAAACAGCUCAGCAAUUCUAUAACAAAAUGUAUGGAAAUGAAGAACACCAUCCUGGCAAAACAGAAGGAAAUGCACAGUUCAUUGGAGAAGGUAAAACAGUUAAUUCGCCUCAUCCAGGGCAUCAAUCUUUCAAAACCCAUAAACUCUGAGGGCAGUUCAGUAGCCAUCUCCAAUGGCAUGGACUCCACCAAUAAUGCAAAUGCUGCCACCUCCACCCCAGCCUCUUCCCCCUCCCAGAGCUGCAUGGUGAACUGUAACAAGGGCGAUGAGACUAAAUAACAUAGCACAGUAAGAAGGAGCUGGGGGAGAUGGCGGCAAGGAGGAAGAGCAAAACAAUAAAAAACUCUCUAGAAAAGCAAAGGUGGAUUUCUUCUGGAAAGUGCAGAACUCUUUGGUUCCAGAAAGAAUAUGAAGAUGCUUGUGCCAGGCGGCAUCAGAGUUGCCAAUUGAUCCUUCUUAUUCUGUGUGUACGUGCAAAGUUUGGACCAUGUUACAUGAAUAGUGCCAGCUGGAGGUUCUUUGCCAGCACCAUGCCAAGUUAAAUAAUAUAUUUACUCUCUCUCUUUUACACCAGUGUGUGCCUGCAGCAGCCUCCACAGCCACUCUAGAUUUGUUUUGUUUUUGUUUUUAUUUGGGGGUGGGGAGCAGGGAGAAGGAGGAGCAGGUUUCAAAUCUUAUCUGCAGACCAUUUUGUUUAGCUAAGGAAACUUUAAGUCCAAAGAGCCUGUGGGCUUUUACUGUUUCUAAAUUCUCCGUACUGCUAAACCAAAAAUCCAGAAAUAUGAAUUAAGAAGUCCUAGUGUCCGGUGGGGUGGGUGGGGAUGGGGACGAAUCCUAUCCAAGAAGCAGUAUUCGUUAUUGUUUUGACAGGAGAGACAAAAAGGAACGGGGAAGGAUUUUUCACUAAGUAUCUAGCACAUGUUCAGGCUGGGGAUUACUAGGAUGGCAGCUUUGGGUUAUCCUCUCUUGUUUUUCCAAUAGAUGAAUGAAAUGAAUUGCUGAUCAAAUUGGCAGGAAGCAUUUGCUGAGGAAGAGAAGGAGGGAGGGGGACUAAUAUAAACAGCCUUGAGUUUCAGAAAGUGGGUCAUGACUGAAAUGAAAAUUCCAACUUUUUUUGUACACUUGUCAAGCAAAAACAAUAUUCCAGACAGUACAGCACAUGUCCCAAACGUAUGGCCCAAAUAGUAAAAAUGCCUGUUUCCUUUGUUUCCAUUCUGUUUUGGUUACAAAUGUAAGGAAUAGAAAAGCAGUUUUUUUCAGGCUGACAGUCCAAUUAAAGAGGUAGAUGGGACCUUGCAUGGUAUAGAUUAGAAGUAAUAGUGUCAGUGAGAUACAGUGAGUCUUUGUGAGUCCGUGUGUCAUCGUUUUGGGCACUGUUUUUUAUGCAAGGGCAAAAUCUUUGUAUCUGGGGGAAAAACAACUUUUUUAAAUUAAAAAAGAAAAAAGAUA
Molecule: messenger RNA, 4145 nt
Organism: Rhineura floridana
Lineage: Eukaryota; Metazoa; Chordata; Lepidosauria; Squamata; Rhineuridae
Gene: PHF21A
Product: PHD finger protein 21A
Exons: 18
Coding region: 963-2975 (670 amino acids)
Biological process (GO): negative regulation of transcription by RNA polymerase II
Cellular component (GO): histone deacetylase complex
Molecular function (GO): chromatin binding
Source: RefSeq, a predicted model, not a curated record